UUCCACGGAUUCAAACUCCCUUUUUAUUGUCAUUUAUUAACAGAUAUAAGCUGAACAAAGUUAAUUCAUUGGGAUUAUUUGACUUAAUGAAACAAAGCAGGGCUAUGCCUGCUGAUUUAAAGAUUGUUAAAAAUGAAUAAUGAACAGAAAUGGUAUUAUUUUCAUUUAACUUUCGAUUUCCGCAUACGCAUUGAAGGAGUACUCAGGUUCUUUCCACUGAUUCAAACGCCCUUUAGUUGCUACAUAUUACAGAUUUAAGCUGAACAAAGAUAGCUCCGAUAAAUCCUGAUAAGUCAGGCCUGUUGAGUCUUGUUUUAAUCACAAACGUUUAGACACGUGACCCACAGAUGGCUACUUACAAAGACAUUCUGAAUGAGAAGGAGAACCAAAACUGGCUGAAAGGUUCCCUUGCCCUUAGGAUCACCAAGGCCGGUCUACGGAACCUCGUAGAAGGGGAUUCCUAUCGCGUUCAGCAAAAGAUCCAUUCCUCAAUCAUUCAGGCCGGGAACCUUGCACCUGGGACAUCAUGCAGUCUCUGCUUUACGGAGAACCUUAUACUGUGUCCUACAAAAGGAUUAUGUUCAAAUCCACGAAAUUGCAAGUAUCACAACUCUGCUCUUAAGAUGUUCCAGCCUUGUCCGUCUCAGAUAUGCGAUGAUUUUCGGGACGAGAUUUGCGCUGUUCACAGAUACGGUGGACCGUCUUGGAAGAACACAAAGGCCGACCAGUGGUGUACGAACCAUUGGCAAGUAGCGAAAUGUUUCAUGCCGCCCGACGGCUACCAAGAUGUGUCCUCAUUUGACGAAACAGAUUUCAAUGGAAUCAUAAGCGUAAUGAUCAACUGCACAGAAAUCCAACGAAGCCUGUCGUUCAAUAUUGCCAACCAGCCAAAUCAACCCAACAUUUUGACGAAGGCUCGGCAGAUUGGCCGCAGUAUUCGUCAUUCUCCAGAUCUGAAGGUGACAGAUACUGACUUAGCUGACUACUUUGCCACUCUAAACACGCUUCUGACAGACGCGACAUACCUUGCUGGUGAAAGCAAUGCCCAACAAGCCGUUAUCAAACUUAAACAGCUUGAAAAAGAUGCUCUUCCAAUAUCGUCGGACGAUGUUCGUGAACUACUUGAAGAAGCCAGAGGUACAAUAGAAGCUGGAAAACAUGGGCUACUACAGUCCGUUGAAACGAGAAAGCAAGAAAUACAAGAUGAGGUGGCGAAGGGGAAAACAGCCGUUGCAACUGGAAAACGUGAAAUUGAAGAGACUGUAUUUGAGGGUAAAUCAGAUAUUGCAACUGGAAAACGUGAAAUAGAAGAGACGGUGUCGGAGGGUAAAACAGCCUUUGCGACUGGAAAACGUGAAAUUGAAGAGACUGUAUUGGAGGGUAAAUCAGUUAUUGCAAUUGGAAAACGCGAAAUAGAAGAGACGGUGGCGAAGGGAACAAUAUUCAUUGCAAGUGGAAAGCGCGAGAUAGAAGUGAAGGUGUCGGAGAGUAAAUCAGCCUUUGCGACUGGAAAACGCGAAAUAGAAGAGACGGUGUCGGAGUGUAAAUCAGCCGUUACAACUGGAAAACGUGAAAUAGAAGAGACGGUGGCGAAGGGAACAAUAUUCAUUGCAAGUGGAAAGCGCGAGAUAGAAGGGACGGUGUCGGAGUGUAAAUCAGCCGUUGCGACUGGAAAACGCGAGAUAGAGGAUACUGCGUCGGAGGCAUUGCAGAAAAUAAGAGACGUUUCCACUCUGUCAUAUGCAGAACAAAAGAAAGAUAUGCAGCAACAGCUGGCCAAAUGUUACCGGAAGCAACUCAACAGUGCGCCCAUAUCGUCCCUGCUGUCGGACGUGGACGAGAGAUUGGACAAGUUUUACGUCCCUCCGAAGAUCGUCAAGAAAAACCACAGAAAAGUUGGUGCGACUGAGAAAGAAAAGGGAACCCCUGUGGCAUCUUACAGACAAUUGUUCGGUAAAACUGGUGAAUUUAGGAAAAACGUAUUCAUUGUAGGUGAGGCCGGGAUGGGAAAGACAUCCUGCGCCGCAAUGUGUGCACUGAAAUGGGCCAAUCAGUUUUCAUCAACGAAUACGACUAACGAACAUGGCAAAAAUGUAUCAAAUCCAACCUUAUCUAAGUCUCUAGAGAAAAUAUUGAGAUAUUGUAGCAAAGAUAUUAAAGAUAUAUUCAUUCCGAAAACAGAGCUGGAUGAUCAAUUUAAGGAUGAUACUUUCUAUAAGGAAGUUGAGUUUUUAUUUUACCUCACUCUCAGAGAUAGCUGCGACGUCUGCGACCUGACAGACAUGAUACGAGAUCAGCUUAUCAACAGAAUUUACCAACAAGAUAAGCGGACCGCUGCACUCUCCACAAUGCAUAGCGUCCUGUCCAACAACAAAUGUGUGAUCAUAAUAGACGGCCUGGAUGAAUGGACUCAUCCCAAUGAUACAAACUGCAGCUGUUCAGAAGAAGACAAAGUAAUCCCUUACUUAGCGCCAACCAUAGAUGCAACUGUGUUGAUUACAUCACGACCUUGGAGAAUGUCACAACAACGUGUUAAAGACACGAAAAUAGACACGUACCUUGAGAUAGAGGGAACUGCAUGUAUUGGGUUACUGCUUCAGAAAGUGAUGGACAGUCUCAAUGAAACAGUAACAGAAAAGAAAAAAUUGCCUGAUUUCGUCGAGUUUGUUAUUAGAAUGAAUCUUGCACGCCUUUUAUCGGUGCCUAUACUUUCAAUGUUGCUGGUCUGUCUGUGGUUUGAGGGAAUGUAUGAAUCUUUAUCUGUGUGUGACAUAUACGCAUUUACCGUUGAAAUGAUGUUUGGGCGGAAAACUCUUCCUGUGCCUAAUGUUUCGCAGGUAGAAAUUCCUUUCCCACGAUGUUUCCAGCACACAAAAAAAGUUCAAAUGUACUACAGCAUCGUUAUGGAGAUGGCACAACUUGCUUUUACGACAUUGUUCUCGAUUGACCAAACAUCGGCUUUGGUGUUUAAAAAAGUUGACAUUUUGUCGCACGAAAAUCUCCUGUUUGUUCUGAAGUCGGGAAUCUUGCAAGAAACAAAAGCAAGGUCUUUGCUACGAAAGUCAUCUAAUUAUUCAUUCAUCCAUAAAUCUGUUCAGGAGUUUCUUGCUGCAAUAUACAUGUCCUACCACCCCGAAGAAUUUCAUAGAGUUUUUCUACCUUUUUAUCAGAAGAACGGCGCCUUGUCGGAUAUUUCACAGGUGUUUAUUUUUAUGUGCGGUCUGAACAUUAAGUUAGCAAAUGAGAUGUCUGCAUUGAUAUCGAAAAGACAUAACCGCAUAAGGUCCCUGUUCAAUGACAAUCAGGAUGUGAUUGUUUCGGGUUAUAAGGAGGCCAAAGCCAGUCAAGUAUUGAAUAUUCAGCUGUCACUGUACUACUUUGAUUAUACAUUUUCUUCCGAUACUGAAUUAUUAAAUGACUUGCUAGCGAUGAACAAGUCCAAAGUACGCAGUAUUAAGGCAAGUUCCGAAACAAGCCAGGCGUCAUUACAGGAGGUUUUCAGUAGCUCCACGAACACUCUUUACAAUGUUCAAUUAUUUUAUGUUGCUGGGCAGUAUGACCUAUCUGCGUGCAAAUGUCUCAAUGACGUAUCAAUAUAUGGAUCUAAACUAACAGAUAUCGUUAUCAAUACUAAGAAUCUGUUUUCAUUAUAUUUAGAAAAUGUUUCGAAAAGAGUUGAAUACAGUAUUUGGCAGUCACUUAAGCGUGGGUCGGACAAUUUAAUAUACUUGAAUAUAAAUUGCAUAACAAACAACAGUUUAUUCUGUCAAAUUCUUCCACAGCUUAUUCAUUUAAAAUGCUUGACAAUGGAUAGUAUAGACCUCGGUGAUCAAACACUACUCCCCCCAGCCUCUGCCAUCAGUGUAGAUCUAAAAUGGGUGACGAUGACAGCGCGGGCGUUAAUUGGGAUGGUGGAGAGGCUGGAAAAAAACACUAAUAAAAGUGUCGAGUGUAAACUAUUUUUGUGUGCUGUGGAUACCAACAUAGCGAAUGAAGAGAUUAAGCAUUAUAUUCCGAGAAUUCAAAUCCUUGAUAAAAAAUUCACAAUUAGAUUUCGGGCAGACAUGGUCAUCUGUGUAUAUCUGGAACGUGUGAGAAUGACAGCGCGGUCAUUAAAGGGGCUCGUGGAGAAGCUUGAAAACAGCACUCACAGGGUGAAGUGUGAACUACGAGGGUGUACUGUGGACCCCAUCACAGAGUAUGAAGAGAUUAAGCGCUUUAUCCAGACGAGCGAAAGGUUUGAUUCUGAAAUCCUUAACGAUCCUAUUUCCAAGAUUGAUGUUAUCUCUUUUACAAAAGAAAAGUGAGAUAUAAGUGUAAAUGUUUAUAGUGUGUAUUAUAAUGGACAUACUUCAUACAACGAUAGCAACAAUUUGUAGUAAAUAUACCAUGGACAAAACUUUCCUUUUUUAAAUUACUGGAUAAAAGUCGGACCAUAUAGAGUAUCUAUUUUAUUCUUUCAAAGACAUAUUACGAAACAACAACAACCGUUCAAUUCUUGUGGUUUUGUGAAUUAUACUUUACAAUUUUAAUACUACAACCUUUUGCGAUGAUUCUUAAUAUUAAAUAUACAAUGUAAACCAACAAUAGCAAAUGGAAACUGUUGUUGUCAAUUAGAAACACAAUAUUAGAGUUUAUAGUAGUUCAAUGAAAUAAUUGGUAAACACUGUGUUAUUGUAUUUGAUACGAUUGUGUCAAAAAUGAAAAUAAAUAUA
Messenger RNA from Mya arenaria, 4715 nucleotides. RefSeq lists its product as uncharacterized. Lineage: Eukaryota; Metazoa; Mollusca; Bivalvia; Myida; Myidae. The transcript is spliced from 5 exons. The record is from RefSeq and is a predicted model, not a curated record. The coding region runs from base 348 to 4307 and encodes 1319 amino acids.